This is a messenger RNA of Oryzias melastigma (Indian medaka), 1577 nucleotides long. RefSeq names its product ring finger protein 169 (gene rnf169). The record is from RefSeq and is a predicted model, not a curated record. NCBI's taxonomy places the organism in Eukaryota, Metazoa, Chordata, Actinopteri, Beloniformes, Adrianichthyidae.
CCUGCUGUAUUGCCGCUCUGCGGUUGGCUGGCUGCACGCACGCGCGCCCGCGCUGCGCUUGCGCCGCUCCGUCUGGGCGGGGUUUGUUUUGAAGAAGGAAAGAUGGCGGCCGCGGAUUCAGCCGAACCUCCCGGUGGUUCGGUCCGCUCCGGCUCUGACCUGACCCCCCUGCUGUCCGGGAGCCGGCCCGGAACCCCCCCGCCCAGCGAGGACGCCCCGCCCCGCGCGGAGCCCCCGGCAUGUCGGACCCGCAGGCCCCCGGGCCGGAGGAGGGCUGACCCCGACAGGGCGCGCGGCAGGGCGGGCAGGAGGGACUGCGACAGCCGCAAGGCGGUUCUCAGAGAAGCCGCAGCUGCACCGACCCGAUGGAGGAGUGCAGUGGGAAGCUGAGAGGUCCGGUUCUGCCGCCGGCCGUGGUGGAGAGGGUGGGUAUCGGCCACAGCUCUGCCGCGGGGAUCCUCCUGUCAUCGGAGAACAGCCGGUCUGUGUCGGCUCCCGCCUCGGCGCCGGACCACAGACCCGCCUGGCGGGCCGUGCUGACCUCCUCCGCCCCGCCGGACCCGACCCCGGCGCAGGUGGAGCGCUCCGUCAGCCCCGAGAGCAACGACAGCAUCUCGGAGGAGCUCAACCACUUCAAACCCAUCGUGUGCUCCCCGUGCACGCCGCCCAAGCGCCUGGCGGACGGCCGCCUCGUGGAGCCCACCAUUGUCAAGUCCACGCCCCGGAACCUGACCCGCGGGCUGCACAAGAACACCAGCUACGAGGCCAGCGCCUCCGUCCUGCAGAAGUGGAGGCAGAUCGAGCUGGACCGGCAGAACCUGAAGGUGAACUCCAAGGCCACGCUGACCAGUCCCGUGUCCGACCCCCACACCAGCAGGGCGGAGGACUCGGGAGGCGGAGCCAGCAGGGUGCUCCAGUGGAGGGGCGGGGACAGCGUGCGGGUUUCUAGUAAGCGCAGGUUUCUGUUGGAGCCGCUGGCGGGCGACACGGAGCCCUUCCAGAAGUCCGUGAAGAUCCGGGUCCCGGCCGUCCGCUUCAGCCGCGGCUGUUCCGAACUGCAACCCGCCGGCGCCGCUCCGGAGCCCGCCGGGGGGGCGGCGCUGUUCGGCCAGAAGCGCUCCCAGAAUUCGGGCUUCCAGCUGUGCACGUUUGUGCCGAAGGACUCGCCGAGCCCCAGGAAGGACUGCAUUCAGACGGCCCCCAGGAGGGGCAAGAAGAGGAAGCAGAAGACCAAACACCUGGACCUGGACCCGGUCCCGGACCUGAGGAGGAGCCGUCGGGCGCCGGAGGUCCAGCAAGUCCAGCAGGACCGCGCGCUGGCCCUGAAGCUGCAGAGACAGCUGGACUGCCGACUGAGCCCCAACGCCUACUUCCUGCGGUCCUGGGCGUCCACGCAGAACCGCAGGAGGCGGGGCCUCAGGAGGUCUCGACACAUCAGCAAAAACUGCUGAGGGACAGGAAGUGCUGUGGCCAGAACCAGCAGAACCGGGACAGUUUAAGGAGGACUACCGUGGAGCUGAUGGCUCCCCCUGCAGGUGCUGUGAGGAACAGGAAGACAAAUAAAAAGAGAAACGUUG